Seminavis robusta is the source of this 1156-nucleotide messenger RNA. NCBI's taxonomy places the organism in Eukaryota, Bacillariophyta, Bacillariophyceae, Naviculales, Naviculaceae. The record is from the annotation of a GenBank genome assembly.
GCUUGCAAGCAAAGCAGUUGAUUUCUCUAGGUUCUUGAAGGCCCUAUUUUUCUGUUUCGCUUUGAGUUGAUCAGACACCGAACUCACGACAGAAAACCAAGCCUUCCAAGAGGGUCACAAUAUCUGGACUUGCAAAAAAGCACUUGAGAUUCUUGCAAACGACUGAAUGAAGCAAGAUGCCUCAGACCAAAACUAUGGAGAAGCUUGCGAUGAAGGACGAGGAAGCUACGAAGUGUUGUAAUGAUAAGGAGCAGCAACUGGGUGCUGUGGGUUUGCCUUCACCGUUGCCAAUGGACAUUACAAUGGGACGGGGAGGGAUGUCUAACAAUCACUCCGGGAACAAGCUCUCAAGAGAGAUUGUGGCCAUGUACUAUGGCGCUUUCUUGCAAGCUCAGGGACCCACAUCUCGUCGCAAAGACAAGGGCGUGGUUGUCAAUACGGUGUACGAACACUUGACCAAGGAGGGCUUUCGUUUUGUGUUAAGAGUAAACGGCCUGUGGGUGGAAGCUCCCUUCUGCAAAGCUCGAGCCAAGAUCAUCCAAGCGCUUCGGGAAGGAUCCUUUGAUCUAAGAAAUAACGUGCCCUUCUCAACAUCGGCGGCAGCCCGGAAGAGACUAAGGAAGACGAAGGAGAAGACGAAAGUUUGCAAGAAGUCGCCUAAGGGUUCCUCUCCGAAAGCGCAAGCUAUGCACAAGAGACCCAGCAUUACUUGCGGCGACGAACCUUCGGUUGUCACUUUGGAGACGUGUGAUAGCAGUACCGUAGACUUGCUCGAGGAGGACAAGUUCUUUACCAGCGUGGAGAUGGUAGCCAAUGGCGAGGAAGAGACGAUUCAAGAAGAUCUGGAACCCCUACCGCUGCAAGAAGACAGCAUGGAACCUCUACCUUUGAGCUAUGAUUCUGACGAGAGUGAAGUUACGUUGGAUCUCGAGCCUCGGCCAUUGCCACCGGAGCAACCCCUCGUUGUCACCACGCCCUCUUUUCCUUCAACACCUUCAUCUUCCAUGGGCAUUGGUGACGACGAGGCGUGUCUCGAUGUCCUGCCUGAGCUCAUGGGCCUAGACUUCUAGCCCACUUAUUUGGCAUCUAUCUUUUUACAUUGAUUGCAUGGUAUUAGAAAAGUUUCAAGUUAAUAGUAAUGUUAUCCUGUUAUUAG